Messenger RNA from Planococcus citri (citrus mealybug), 1369 nucleotides. RefSeq names its product ADP-ribosylation factor 2 (gene Arf102F). The coding region runs from base 202 to 741 and encodes 179 amino acids. Gene Ontology annotation, cellular component: plasma membrane; cytoplasm. The record is from RefSeq and is a predicted model, not a curated record. Gene Ontology annotation, biological process: vesicle-mediated transport; intracellular protein transport. The transcript has 5 exons. Gene Ontology annotation, molecular function: GTPase activity; GTP binding. Lineage: Eukaryota; Metazoa; Arthropoda; Insecta; Hemiptera; Pseudococcidae.
AAUGCUGUAUAAUCAACAAAGUGUAUGUAAUAAUUUUUGACGUAUAAACGUACUACGUUUACUAUUUUAAUUUGUUUAAAUAACGCAGUGUCUAAAUGAAAUUGCGUUCAAUUCAUCUCAAGAAAUACAACUCGAAUUACUUGGACAUUUCACAAUCGAAUUAGUCAUCAGUUUGAAGAAUUGCACUGAUAAUACAUCAAAAUGGGACUAACUCUUUCGUCUGCCCUAACCCGGCUCUUCGGUAAAAAGCAAAUGCGUAUUUUGAUGGUCGGUCUAGAUGCAGCUGGUAAAACAACUAUUUUGUAUAAACUGAAACUUGGAGAAAUCGUCACCACCAUUCCAACAAUCGGUUUCAACGUCGAAUCUGUGGAUUAUAAGAACAUCAGUUUUACCGUUUGGGAUGUCGGAGGUCAAGAUAAAAUCAGACCAUUGUGGCGUCAUUAUUUCCAAAACACUCAAGGUUUAAUUUUCGUCGUGGAUUCCAACGAUAGAGAUCGAAUCGUAGAAGCUGAAAAAGAACUUCAUAAUAUGCUACGAGAAGACGAAUUGAGAGACGCUGUGCUGUUAGUAUUCGCCAAUAAACAAGAUCUUCCUAACGCCAUGUCUGCUUCUGAACUGACAGAAAAAUUAGGACUGGGGCAUCUACGUAACCGACAGUGGUUCAUUCAGUCCGCUUGUGCUACCCAGGGACAAGGUCUAUACGAAGGAUUGGAUUGGUUAUCGAAUGAAUUAUCCAAAUGAACUUAAUCUUAAAUAAUUUACGAUGUGUAUAGAUCUCUUAAAUAUCAUGAUGCGUCGUUUUUUUUUUUUUUUGUAUUCACCAUGCGAUAUUUACGCUGAUUCGCUUUUGUUUUCGUAAUGCUAUUGUAUAAUUAUUAUUCGUGGAUGGCGCAGAAUUCAUAUAUUGUAUGUGUAUAUAUCUAUUUUACGUUGUAUUUUUCCUCAUUUUUAGUUUCUAUCUGCAGCAUUACUUUAAUUUUUCAAAUGCACUUAAUUGUUUUAAACAAGCAUUAAUUUAAACCCGGUGCAGUGUCGAGACCCGCCGAUAGAAAUUAUUCCCGAUGCUGGUAAAAUCCGAAAAAUUUUCGUUCAGUUGAUUACGUAUUGUCUUUCAAUGUUUUCCAUUGUUAUGUAUUAAAAAAAAUAUCCUUUCUUACGUCAUCGUUUUACAUGGUGGAAAUUUUUUCUUACGUUUUGUACGAGUUUUACAUACGUUCUCUUUUCUUUUUUGUAAAUUGAAGAUGUUAUCAUGUGGUACUUGUAGUAGUUAGAUCCUGCGUACGAUGAAGUUUACCAGAAUCAAAUCGACUAACUGUUAAUUUUCAUGUCGUUAUAGAAUGUAAGUAAAUAAAACGAUGAAAUACGUAAA